AUGAAAUUUACUCGAGCAAGCAGAAAAGAGGUGUUCAAAGUGCUGAACAGAUAUGAAGAGGCGCUUGUCAAUCUUGACUGGGCUUUGAGGCAGGAUCCUGAAAACGUGUUUGCACUGGGAAACAGGAGUGAGAUAUACAGAUCGUUAAAGAGAUUUGAUGAGGCAUUGACUGGUUUGGACAAGGCUCUUGAGACUGAACCGGACAAUCCACUUGCAUUAAAGACGUCAUUAGUUUUACAUAAUAAACAGAGUUGGCAAACGUAA
This is a messenger RNA of Paraglomus occultum, 264 nucleotides long. The record is from the annotation of a GenBank genome assembly. NCBI's taxonomy places the organism in Eukaryota, Fungi, Glomeromycota, Glomeromycetes, Paraglomerales, Paraglomeraceae.